Dichomitus squalens LYAD-421 SS1 is the source of this 1385-nucleotide messenger RNA. Its product is annotated as Diphosphomevalonate decarboxylase. The coding region runs from base 1 to 1203 and encodes 400 amino acids. The record is from RefSeq and is a predicted model, not a curated record. Lineage: Eukaryota; Fungi; Basidiomycota; Agaricomycetes; Polyporales; Polyporaceae. Gene Ontology annotation, cellular component: cytosol. The transcript has 3 exons. Gene Ontology annotation, biological process: isopentenyl diphosphate biosynthetic process, mevalonate pathway; isoprenoid biosynthetic process. Gene Ontology annotation, molecular function: diphosphomevalonate decarboxylase activity; ATP binding.
AUGACCGUCUACCAAGCCACCGCGUCCGCACCCGUCAACAUUGCCUGCAUAAAGUACUGGGGCAAGCGGGAUACCAAACUCAUUCUCCCCACCAACUCCUCGCUCUCUGUGACGCUUGAUCAGGACCACCUGCGCUCUACGACUACUUCUCGCGCGGAUCCCUCUUUCCAGCAGGACAGGCUCUGGUUGAACGGUACGGAGGAUGAGAUCAAGGAGGGCGGGCGACUCGCGACGUGCAUUCGGGAGAUGAAGGCACUCCGAAAACAGCUGGAGGACAAGGAUUCGUCUCUUCCUAAGAUCUCCGACUACCACGUCCACAUCUCCUCCCGCAACAACUUCCCCACCGCCGCGGGCCUUGCCUCCUCCGCGUCAGGUUUCGCAGCCCUCGUCGCGUCCCUCGCCGCCCUUUACCAGCUCCCCACCUCCCGCUCGGACCUCUCCCGCAUCGCCCGCCAGGGCUCCGGCUCGGCGUGCCGGUCCCUCUUCGGCGGAUUUGUCGCCUGGCAGAAGGGCGAGCGCGCUGACGGCUCCGACUCCCUCGCGGUCGAGGUCGCCCCGCGCGAGCACUGGCCUGACAUUCACGCUCUCAUUUGCGUCGUCAACGACGAGAAGAAGGGCACGUCUUCCACCUCCGGCAUGCAGCGCACCGUGGAGACCUCGCCCCUUUUGCAGCACCGCAUCAAGCACGUCGUGCCCGAGCGCAUGACCGCGAUCUCGAAGGCGAUCCUCGCGCGCGACUUCGAUACGUUUGCGCGGAUCACGAUGCAGGACUCUAACCAGUUCCACGCCGUCGCGCUCGACACGGAGCCCCCCAUCUUCUACAUGAACGACGUGUCCCGGGCGAUCAUCGCGCUGAUCGUCGAGUACAACCGCGUCGCGGUCGAAAAGGGCGGGAAGCUCAAGGCGGCGUACACGUACGACGCGGGCCCGAACGCGGUCAUUUACGCCCCCAAGGAGAACAUCAAGGAGAUCGUGGAGCUCAUCGUAAAGUACUUCCCGCAGGCGGAAAACUUCAAGGAUCCGUUCGGGCUCUUUGGCGCGGCUGGGGUGCAGGGCAAGGUCGUGGAGGGUUUCAACGAGGCCGUUGCUAAGCCGUUCUCUGUCGGGGCGGUGAAAGGCCUAAUCCAUACGCGUGUCGGUGAUGGCCCGAGGACGCUGGGCCCGGAGGAGGCCCUUCUGGGGCCAGAAGGCCUCCCGAAGUAGGCUCGAGGGGAGAUCUGGCGAUGAUAUAGAAUUUAGCGGGCAACUGUACUAUUAUAGGGGAUACAUUGCUCCCGUGAGAGCUUCUGGCGAUUGGACGUAUGGAUAGGACAACCGCUGAGACCGCCUUGCCUCAUCACUAGGUAACAAUGAGACACGAGGAAACAUGGGGAUCUAUCUUACUU